Molecule: messenger RNA, 4977 nt
Organism: Solea solea (common sole)
Lineage: Eukaryota; Metazoa; Chordata; Actinopteri; Pleuronectiformes; Soleidae
Product: tax1-binding protein 1 homolog A-like
Exons: 17
Coding region: 432-3305 (957 amino acids)
Source: RefSeq, a predicted model, not a curated record
GGGAAUAUAUACAUAAUAUGAAAUAUUCAAAUUUAAAAUAAAAACCUAACUUCACAAUGUGUUUUUGUGUUGUUAUGAAAUGCAUACAACGUGUACAGUAAAACAACUUAUGCGUGUGUGAUAGAAGUCACAGGGGGAGUAGCCAAAACAAAGGCACAUCACUGAUUUAAUUAUUAUUGAUAGAUAAUUAAUUUAGCUGUUUUCAGGCUUGCAUACCUUCUCCCCGUGCGCAUCCUCAGCAUCCUCGGUGUUGCACAGCAUCCCGGAAGUGGAGCAGCAUCUAUCCCUCCAGGAGGAGACGCAUCGUCGUCAGAGCUUUGACAACUGCGAGGACAGUGACUGAAACACCGGCCUGUCCGGCACAAAGUCACUGUUUUUUUGCAAGUGGACUUCACAUGAAAAGGGACAAAUGAAGUGACCGACAGGAGACAAUGUCAUCCUUCCAGGUGGUGGACUCGUCGCCAGGCAGCAGCGUCAGCGUCAUGGAAACGUCCAACUUUGCCCACGUCAUCUUCCAGAAUGUGGGGAAAAGUUUCCUGCCGCAGGCGCCCCUGGAGUGUCGCUACACCCUGACCCCGUUCAUCACACCCCACCCCAAAGACUGGGUGGGCAUCUUCAAGGUGGGUUGGAGCACAGCCAGGGAUUACUACACCUUCCUUUGGUCUCCUUUGCCUGAAAACUCCGAACCAGGAAGUACUGUUCACAGGACUGUGGUGUUUCAAGGUUAUUAUGUACCUAAAUCUGAUGGAGAGUUCUACCAGUUCUGUUAUGUUACACAUGUUGGUGACAUCAGAGGAGCCAGUACACCCUUCCAGUUCAGGUCAGCCACACCCACCGAAGAGUUGCUGACUGUUACCGAGGACGACAGCAACUCUGACAUACUGGUCGUCACCACAAAGACUGGCCUGAUGGAGCGAGUAGAGGAGGCGCAGCAUGAGCGCAGGGAGCUGCUGAAGGCCAUGCGGGUCCUACAGGAGGAGAAACAACAGCUGCAGGAGGAGCAGAAACGACUGGCCAGGGAGCGGGAGCAGGAGAGGGAGACCUGCAGCCUACUGCGAACACACAACCAGGAGCUGCUGCGCUCGUCGCAGGGCCUAUCAGAGGAGAGGGAAGAGGUGAGGAGGAGGCUGACGGAGGCCACGGACCGGGUCCGCCAGCUGGAGGAGGACCUGUUGGGAGUCACACAGAGAGGCCUGCAAAAGGAGACGGAGUUGGAUUGUCUGCGUGACCGUCUGAAGAAGCUGACAGCAGAGAGGGACAGUCUUGAGAGCCAGCUGAAGAAUGAGAAGGAUGAAAGGGACCUCUACAAGAAUCACCUGCGCAGCACCGAGCUGGAGAACACUAAGCUGAGUGCAGAGCUCCAGAUGUUGAAAGCAGUGGAGCUGAACCGGGAGGUGACCAUUGCCCAGUUCCAGGAGGAGCUGGAGAGGCUCAGAGCCUGUGUUGCCCAGCGGGACAGCUUAGAAAAAGAGCUGCUGGCGCAUAAGACCGACAAGGCAGAGUUGGCCCGUGUACGCGAACAGCUCCGUCAGGCCGAGGAGCAGCUGCAGGCAUCGCGGCAGCAGGCUUCCCUGCUGGCCUCAGAGCUCCGAGACGCCGCCAGCGCCCGCGACCACACCAUGACUGAGCUGUACCGCGCCCGCUUGGAGGCCGACAAGCUCCGCGCCAGCCUGGUCGAUGCACAGGCCGAGUGCCAGCGCAUGGAGAGCCAGUUAGAUCGCAUGAGGAGCACCGCACAGAAAGAAGUGGGUGUUGGCACCAGCGGGGAGGUGACAGCCAGUAUUAUGGUGGUGUCAGAGGCAGAGGCCGAGCUGCAGAGGGAGGUGGAGGAGCUGAAGCUGCGUCUUCACAUGGCCGCUGAACACUACAAAGAGAAAUACCGGGAGUGUCAGCGCCUCCGCAGGCAGGUCGCUAAGCUGAACACAACCGAGGCACAGGGGGAGCCAAAAAGAAAUGCAUCAACUGAGACGACGCAGGAGCCACUCACUCCAAGUCCAGAAUCACCCACAGCAGGGAACAUAGCUACGGCGGUUCUGCAAGAAGCAGCUGAGAUAACAAUCACCUCCGAGCUCUGCAUCCGGGAAUCUGCGUGCACUGACACACAUACCUGCACAGAAACAGACGACAGGCAGAUCGGGGGUCUGCAGAAGGAGAGGGCAGAGGCAGAGGUCGUGGCAGAAGGGAACCACAAUGAGGACAAUGACGAAGAGAAGAAAGAGGAAGAGGAAAAGAAGGAGAGCCUGCCAGAGGAGAGCCUGAGGAUGACGAGCUGGGUGGAGGUGGAGAACGAGAGGCUGAGCGCUGAGGUGGAAAGUGCAGUGAGGGUAGAGGAGGAGGAGGAUGAGGAGGAAGAGGAGGAGGAGAGGGAUGUUAUGAAGGAGCCGAUCCUGCUGGAGGUGGAGGGCAGGAGUAAGGCGGAGGCAGAGAAGGAACAGACGCGCUCCGUGGAGGAAGAGCUGGCGCUGAUGGAGGAGAAGUGGAGGGAGCAGUGCGCGAUCAACGAGACGCUCAAACAGCGGCUGGCCAAUGAGGAGGAGCGAUUCAGAGUGCAGAUGGCCGAGCGAGCCAAUGAGGUGACAGAGCUGAAAUGCAACCUCGCCCGGGCCCUCAGAGAUAAGGAGCAUCUACAGGAGGAGCUGCAGCGGUUCAGACAAAGGGAGCAGGAGGCAGGCGUUCAGGGUGCUGAGGUCAGGCAGCCAAUGGUGCUGCACUACCCUCUCCCCUACCCCCAGGACCCCUCCCCUCCACCACUGGUGCCACAGCGGCCUGCUGAGCUGCAGUUCGGCAAUCCCUACUCAACUGACAACUCAAACGACCAUGCGGAUGUUGCUCAGUCUCCUGAGGACAACUCCCGUCCACCGCCCGAAGCCCCGCCCUGCGCGCCACCAUGCGCGCCCCCAGUCACACUUCAAAAUCCUGACCCCGCCGCACCGGACUGGGACCGCGAGGUGGUCUGCAUCCAGCCGUCUCGCAACACCAGCCCCCCCGAGAAGCUGGAGCAUCCACCAGAGGAGCCAAGAAAUGGGGCAGAUGGAGCUCAGCCGUCCUGUGAUCAUCAGUCCGACAGACGCACUGAAGCCAGACGCAGCUUCUGCUUCGACUCCAGCAACGACGUACACAAGCGCUGCCCUCUAUGCGAGGUGAUCUUCCCUCCCCACUUUGAACAGCGCAGCUUUGAGCAGCACGUCGAGAGCCACUGGAAGAUCUGCCCCGUCUGCUCCGAGCAGUUCCCCCUCAACUGUCAGCAGCAGCUCUUCGAGCGGCACGUCCUCACGCACUUCGACGGCCACGUGCUCAACUUUUAGCAGAUCGAGUGAGGAGGGGGCGGGGGGGGGACAGUGUGGGUAUAAAUGUGUCCGCUCUUACGUAGUUUUAAAUGAGGUUUGGUUCCGUUCUCUUGUUGAUAUACAAUCAUUUGCACUUUUUUGGUUCUGGGGGGGGGGGGGGUGAAAAGAAUGUAGUUCACUUUUUGAAAGGGAGGACGGCGACUGCGAAGGGAAGGGAUCAUUAGGAGCAGCAGUGCCACGGCCCCUUUUACUUUUCUAUAAUUUCAUGCUCAUUUCGACUAAAGCACCACAGGAUGUGCAUGCGUUUAUUCUGUGCGUGCGCGUGUGUGUGUAACAAAUCAACACGACAAAACUGCAGACGUUCGAGCCAUGAGAGUGAAUUGUCGCAGGAGCUUUGAACCAUGGAUUUAAAAACCUCUUACGACCAUCACGAUAUCCAGGCCGUCUGGAUUUAUUUUGGACUUCAUGGCUGUAGAUAACUUCAACUUUCAGUAUCUGGCAGUUAUUCAACCGUUUAGGAAGUACGGUACUGAGAGGCGGAAGUCCUGAGGGCUACCGUAAUGACAAGUAUAUGGGUGCAAAUGUCUCUACUUCUCUGCUUUCCGGUAGUUUUCGGAUUUUCUAGAUAUCGCAAACGGUCUAGGAGUUACGGUAAUGACAAAAACACAGGCCUUGGUAACAGAGGGGUUAAAAGAAAAAUGUGUUCUUGUUAUUAUCGUACCCUCACUACCCGGGAUAUUUCUUUACAAUAAGUAGGAUUCUCUUGUAUAUAAAAGCUAAAAAAAAGUGCUUCAUCAUUUCUUUCUUUCCUGAAAAGAGGCAAGACAUUUUUUUUGUAGUGUAAAUGCAGACAGAGAUAUGAAUAUGUAAUGUCCUAAAGAGUCACCAGAGUGAGUAUAUUUAUCUGAUGAAGAGCGUUUCUACUUGGGAAGUGAUCUCCGAGUCCUCCCCGAGCUCCUGAACGAACGUAUGAUCGCGUCAAAGACGUCGACAAAACAACAACAACAAAAAAACAAAAACAGCACUAUGUUUCCAUGUAUCUGCACUAAAUAAGGCUUUAUUCUGAAUGUACUGUACAUAUAUAUGAAAGCAAGUGUGCAGCGACUCUCUCGCGAGUGCCUCGCUGUCGUGACGACCCAGCCUCCCCUCACUGUUACCGCCCUUAUGCUUAAGUGAUGAAACAGUGAAGGACCAAUGAUGUUUAACUUCCUGGUGUGCACUUUCCAGUCUUUGGUCGGUCCCUAUAAAGCUGGGCAUAUUGAGGGGAUAUUAUUGUAGACUGCAGGACACUUGAGUUACACUUUUUUUUCCUGUUGUUAUGUACUUCCACUACCCCCCCAAGUUGCAACUGUGAAAAGUCAUCUGUGUGCAGCGCCUCUGUGUCGGCCCUCAUGAGUGAAUGUCAUUUGUGUGUGUGUGUGUGUGCGUCUCUCACGGAGCCUCAUCAUCUUCAGUGCUUGUCUAUUUUUCUGUCAUUACAAAGGAAAACUGUCACAGUGUUUGAAUCAGGCUUUAAAAAUUGCACAUGCCCAGUAAUCACAAGGCAAAAGAGUGUGUCUGUGUGUGUGUGUGUCUGUGUGUGUGUGUGACGUGUCCGCUGCAGCCCUUUCACGUAAGAAUGUCCAGAUGGUUUUGAGUGUGUACUUCAGAGAUCUUUAUCAAUAAAGUAAGCUUGUCUAAAUGCAUUUCA